AUUUUCUGGGUGCAGAGUUCACUGCCGAGGCGGCUGCGGCGUCUGGGGACCGCGGUGUCCAAGAGUCAGGCGCGGAACCCGAGAGCGGACCCCACGCGGGCGCCGGUUACACCUCCUCUCUCUCGCCGCGGUGGGCGAUCCCUGGGAUCUCCGUCUUCUGCCAGGGUCUGCGCGGCUCGCCCGCCCUCCUUCCCUCCCCGGCACGCGUCGGAGCUGAAGACUUGAGUCCGAAGUGCACCGGCCCGAGGUAGCAGAGACCCGGGAGGGAGGAUGGACCCCUCUAGGGGGUCCCGGCUCCACCGAUGACCCUGAAGCAUCGGCAGGCCGGCCUCCGGGACGAGGGUGACCUUGGGCUCUGGACCGGAUCACAGAAGAAAUUGGUUUCUCUGGGAGAUGAUGCCUGAACAGGAGGAGAGACAGAUCACAGCUCGAGAAGGGGCCAGUAGGAAAGUUCUAUCUAAACUUUCUUUGCCCGCUUGUGGCUGGGAACCAGCAAUGAAGCAGAGUUUCGCUUUUGACAAUGUUGGCUACGAAGGUAGUCUGGACAGUGUGUGCCCUUCACAGACAACCACCGGCACCAUCAGCAUUUUGGGCAUGACUUGCCAGUCAUGUGUAAAAUCUAUUGAGGGCAGGAUUUCCAGUUUGAAAGGCAUUGUGAGUGUUAAGGUUUCCCUGGAACAAAGCAGUGCAGCUGUGAAAUAUGUGCCAUCGGUUAUAAGCCUGCCACAGGUUUGCCGUCAAAUUGAGGACAUGGGCUUCGAGGCCAGCAUUGCAGAAGGAAAAGCUGGUUCCUGGCCUUUAAGGUCCUCGCAAGCCCUGGAGGCUGUGGUCAAGCUUCGGGUGGAGGGCAUGACCUGCCAGUCCUGUGUCAGCUCCAUAGAAGGCAAGAUUGGGAAGCUGCAAGGAGUAGUGAGAGUCAGAGUCUCACUCAGCAACCAAGAGGCAGUCAUCACUUAUCAGCCUUAUCUUAUUGAACCCCAAGACCUCAGAGACCAUGUCAACGACAUGGGUUUUGAAGCUGUCAUCAAGAACAAAGUGGCUCCUGUAAGCCUGGGACAAAUUGAUAUUGGGCAAUUACAGAGCACCAGCUCAAAGACACCUUCAGCUUCUAAUCAGAAUGUCAAUAACUCUCAGGCCUUGGGGCACCAAGGGCGCCAUGUGGUCACCCUGCAACUGAGAAUAGGUGGAAUGCAUUGUAAGUCUUGUGUCCAGAAUAUUGAAGGAAAUAUCAGCCAACUCCCAGGGGUUCAAAAUAUUCAGGUGUCCUUGGAGAACAGAACUGCCCAAAUACAGUACCACCCUUCUUACAUCUCCCCAGGGGCCCUGCAAAAGGCCAUUGAGGCUCUUCCACCAGGGAACUUUAAAGUUUCUCUUCCUGAUGGAGCAGAAGGAAGUGGGACAGAUAACAGAUCUUCUACACGUCACUCUCCUGCCCUCACCCAGAGAACCCAGGUGCAAGGCUCGUGCUGUACCAUGGUGCUUGCUAUUGCUGGCAUGACCUGUGCAUCCUGUGUCCAGUCCAUCGAAGGCCUGAUCUCCCAAAGGAAAGGCGUGCAGCAAGUAUCAGUCUCUCUGGCUGACGGGACUGGAACAAUUCUCUAUGAUCCCUCUGUAAUUAACCCAGAAGAACUCCGGGCUGCUGUAGAAGACAUGGGAUUUGAGGUUUCGGUCGUUUCUGGAAGCUGUUCUGGCAACCAUGUUGGAGAGCACAGUGUGGUGAAUUCCACAGUGCAAACUACAGUUGGCACACCUGUGUCUGCACAGAAAGUGGCUCACCACGCUGGGGGGCCACCUAAAAUCCACAGCCCUGACCUCUCAGUGAAGUCCCUGCAAGCCUCCGCAACAGUGGCCCCACAGAAGUGCUUUUUACAGAUCACAGGCAUGACCUGUGCAUCCUGUGUGUCUAACAUAGAGAGAAACCUGCAGAAAGAAGCUGGUAUUCUCUCUGUGCUGGUUGCUUUGAUGGCCGGAAAGGCAGAGAUUAAAUACAAUCCAGAAGUCAUCCAGCCACUCGAGAUAGCUCAGCUCAUCCACAACUUGGGCUUUGGGGCAACAGUAAUGGAAGACUACACAGGCUCAGAUGGCGACAUUGAGCUGAUCAUAACCGGGAUGACUUGUGCUUCCUGUGUUCACAACAUAGAGUCCAAACUCACGAGGACGAAUGGCAUCACCCACGCCUCCGUGGCGCUUGCAACCAGCAAAGCCCAUGUGAAGUUUGACCCUGAAAUUAUUGGUCCACGGGAUAUUGUCAAAAUUAUUGAGGAAAUCGGCUUUCAUGCUUCCCUGGCCCAGAGAAACCCCAACGCUCAUCACUUGGACUACAAGGUGGAAAUAAAGCAGUGGAAGAAGUCUUUCCUGUCCAGCCUCGUGUUUGGCAUCCCUGUUAUGGGCUUAAUGAUCUAUAUGUUGAUACCCAGCAAUAAACCCCACAAAUCUAUGGCCCUAGACCACAACAUCAUUCCAGGAUUGUCCAUUCUAAAUCUCAUCUUCUUUAUCUUGUGUACCUUUGUCCAGUUCCUUGGUGGGUGGUACUUCUAUGUUCAGGCCUACAAAGCUCUAAGACACAGGGCAGCCAACAUGGAUGUGCUCAUCGUGCUGGCCACGAGCAUCGCCUAUGUCUACUCCCUGGUCAUCCUGGUGGUGGCCAUUGCUGAGAAGGCCGAGAGGAGCCCCGUGACAUUCUUUGAUACCCCCCCCAUGCUCUUUGUGUUCAUUGCCCUGGGGCGGUGGCUGGAACACGUGGCAAAGAGCAAAACCUCAGAAGCCCUUGCCAAACUCAUGUCUCUCCAAGCCACAGAAGCCACCGUCGUGACCCUUGGUGAGGACAACUUAAUCAUCAGAGAGGAGCAAGUACCCAUGGAGCUGGUGCAGCGGGGUGAUGUCAUUAAGGUUGUUCCAGGGGGAAAGUUCCCAGUGGAUGGCAAAGUCCUAGAAGGCAAUACCAUGGCCGACGAGUCCCUCAUCACAGGAGAAGCCAUGCCAGUCACUAAGAAACCCGGGAGCAUAGUGAUUGCUGGGUCUAUAAACGCACAUGGCUCUGUGCUCGUUAAUGCUACCCAUGUGGGCAAUGACACCACUUUGGCUCAGAUUGUGAAAUUGGUGGAAGAGGCUCAGAUGUCAAAGGCACCCAUUCAGCAACUGGCUGACAAGUUUAGUGGAUACUUUGUCCCAUUUAUCAUCAUCAUUUCAACUUUGACGUUGGUGGUAUGGAUUAUAAUCGGUUUUAUCGAUUUUGGUGUUGUGCAGAAAUACUUUCCUACCCCCAACAAGCAUAUCUCCCAGGCAGAGGUGACCAUCCGGUUUGCAUUCCAGACGUCCAUCACAGUGCUGUGCAUUGCCUGCCCCUGCUCUCUAGGCUUGGCCACACCCACGGCGGUCAUGGUGGGCACCGGCGUGGCUGCCCGGAACGGCAUCCUCAUCAAGGGGGGCAAACCUCUGGAGAUGGCCCACAAGAUAAAGACUGUGAUGUUUGACAAAACUGGCACCAUUACCCAUGGGGUCCCCAAAGUCAUGCGGUUCCUCUUGCUCAUGGAUGUGGCUACACUGCCCCUCAGGAAGGUUCUUGCUGUGGUGGGGACUGCGGAGGCCAGCAGCGAGCACCCCUUGGGUGUGGCUGUCACCAAAUACUGUAAAGAGGAACUUGGAACAGAGGCCUUGGGAUACUGCAUGGACUUCCAGGCCGUGCCAGGCUGUGGAAUUGGCUGUAAAGUCACCAGCGUGGAAGGCAUCCUGGCCCAUAGUGGGCACCUGAACGAACAGGCCACUCACCUGAAUGGGGUUGGCAGUGUCCCCUCAGAAAUAGAUGUAGCUCCCCAGACCUUCUCUGUGCUGAUUGGGAACCGAGAAUGGAUGAGGCGCAAUGGCUUAGCCAUUUCCAGCGACAUCAGUGACGCUAUGACAGACCAUGAGAUGAAGGGCCAGACAGCCAUCUUGGUGGCUAUUGACGGGCUGCUCUGUGGGAUGAUCGCCAUCGCAGAUGCCGUCAAGCAGGAGGCCGCCCUGGCCGUGCACACACUGAAAAGCAUGGGCGUGGACGUGGUUCUGAUCACGGGCGACAAUCGCAAGACAGCCAGAGCCAUCGCCACCCAGGUUGGAAUCAACAAAGUCUUUGCAGAGGUGCUGCCUUCUCACAAGGUGGCCAAGGUCCAGGAGCUCCAGAAAGAAGGGAAGAAAGUCGCCAUGGUGGGAGAUGGGAUUAACGACUCCCCAGCCUUGACCCAGGCUGAUAUAGGCAUCGCCAUUGGGACAGGCACAGAUGUCGCCAUUGAGGCAGCUGACGUUGUUCUUAUCAGAAAUGACUUGCUUGAUGUGGUCGCUGGCAUUCACCUCUCCAAGAGGACUGUCUGGAGAAUACGACUCAACCUGGUGCUGGCGUUGAUCUACAACCUGGUUGGGAUACCCAUCGCAGCAGGUGUCUUCAUGCCCUUGGGCAUUGUGCUGCAGCCAUGGAUGGGCUCAGCGGCCAUGGCAGCCUCCUCUGUGUCUGUGGUUCUUUCGUCGCUGCAGCUUAAGUGCUAUAAGAAGCCCGACCUGGAAAGUUACGAGGCCCAGGCCCAGGGCCACAUGAAGCCUCUGACCGAGUCCCAGGUCAGCGUGCACAUCGGCAUGGAUGACCGGCGGUGGGACCCCCCCAGGGCCACUCCCUGGGACCAGGUCAGCUACAUCAGCCAGGUGUCUCUGUCCUCCCUGAAGUCCGACAAACUGUCUUGGCAGAGCGCCACAGCUGACGACAGUGGGGACAAGUGGUCUCUGCUCCUGAAUGACAGAGACGAGGAGCAGUGCAUCUGAAAGCUCCAGGCUGGUGCAGACCCAUGGGCCCAUCUCCUAGCUGAUCAGCAGCUCUAGACCCCCAUGUGCAGCACCGACAGCCAGCUGCAGGGUGGAUGAAGCCUUGGGCACUCCCACUCCCUGGACAUUCUAGAUCAUUCCUCCCUGCAGCACGUGGCAUUGUCCAGAUGUGACUCCUGGGUAGGACCACUCUGCCUGGAUCCCACAGGCAUAGGGUGAGGCCUUAUCCAUGCUAUUGGUGUGGGCUUGUUGGAAACCUUGCUAGACUCUAGGUAGAGAGGACAGCCAGCCCUCCUACAGACCUCUGCUUUAUUUAGUAUUUGGGAUGGCUGCUUGUGAAAUAAAAAUCUCACCAGGACCAAAAACUUAGCUGAGCCUAUCCACAGAACUCAUGAAAAAGCUAGAACCUCAGUGUCAUCCACCUUUUUACGUCGCCCAUGAGCAUCAUUUAUCUAAGACCACAGUUUACCUCAAGUGCACUCUUUAGUUUCUGCUAAUACAAUCUCUUCCUUUUCUGUCCUUGACACUGUCAUCCUCAUGGUCCCUGCUCCUGCUCUCAGACAUUUCUCUAAGUGCAGGCGCCGUGUGUGCUGCUGCGUGAGUCAGCUCACUCACACGCCUGGCCAGAGUGUUUGCCAGGCUUCUCUUCAGGUUUGGGAGAGUUCAUUCUUCCUUAUGAGCCACUUCUCCGUGGAGUCUUGGCUUCACUCCAUACACCUUUGUUGCCCAGCUGGAGUGAAGGUCUGAGAGCCUGAGACUUGAGAAGUUCAACUUCCUUUGGCAUCCAGGUGCUUAGGCCCUGGGGAGGCCUGUGGUACUUGAAGCAGGUGUCCUGUGGAGGGAGGUUUGUGCCUGCAGGAACCUCCCUUGUGGCUUCAGGAGCUUCAGUUACAUGGCCUGCUGUGACUGUCAGUUCAUGGUGUCCAAUGUAGAAUUCAUGUCAGUGGUGCCCCUGGUGUUGUGCAACUCCAAGGAAACAAUGAUUCCCAAACUGGAGAACAUCACAGCUCUUCUCCAUGAGCUUCUACUGCACGCUGAGUUGGUGGUGCUUUAGGAAAGAGGUGGCCACAACUUCCCAAAGGAAAAGCCCUUUGUAACUUUCAGUGGCCCUUUGUGAUUGCAUGACACUGGAGUGGCAGGAAUGUGGCUAGUUUUAGACUUUGGAGUUGCUGUUGAUUGACAGACCACAUGGGAAUAGACUAGUAGAAUCAUAAUCUUAGAAUAGGCAGAGCAAAGCCUAUUCUAAAUUCUAAGGUGAAUCCCUUGUCACACACACAAAAUAAUUUUAUUCAUUGAGCAUCAGUUAUUUUCCAAAGCAAUGUAAGCACUUUUUAUAAGUUAACCUCUAAUCCUCCCAACAAACCAACGAAGAUAUUAUUGUCUACCUUUCACAGGCAGGGAAACAGGCUCAAAGAGACUAAGUGACCUGCCCAGGAUCACACAGCCAGUCUACGUGCUAGAACAGUAGUCUGAAUCCAUGUCUGCUGGCUCUGAAGUCCUUUCUUUAUCUCUACUUCAUCUUGAAUAUUUUGCUUGAUAAGAAUGCUCAGUGGUUAAAGCGUCGGCUUGUGGGCCAAAGGGUCACAGGUUCAAUUCCGGUCAGGGCAUGUACCUGAGUUGCAAGUUCGUUUCCCAGCCCUGGUGGAAGCAUGUGCAGGAGGCAACCAAUAGAUGUCUCACAUCAGUGUUUUUCUCUCUCUUCCCUUCUCCCUCUCCCCUCCUUCUUUCCCUUUCACCUUCUCUGAAAUGCAAUAGAAAAAGUAUGCUCGGGUGAGGAUUAAGGAAAAAAAAAAAACUUAAAAAAAGAAGAGAAAAAGAAUAAACAAGAAAAGGCCCUUGCUCCUGAAAGAAUAAAUCUGCCAGGUGAUGUAUUCAUUAUAUCAUCUUGUAAUGAAAUUUGAUCACAAGGCCAUCUCACCUUCCCUUGGAUAGUUCAUUUUUAUUUUUGCAUAUAAUUUAGUUUUUUCUGGAUCUUAUCCUCUGAAAUCCAAGUGCAGGGUUUUGUUGUGUGUUUAUUAUUUUCAAUCUUCCUUUUCCUCCCAGCCCCUUCCUGCCAUGUGUCCCCAGUUGUCUUUAUUCUUGGCUGUGUUUGGUGAAUGUUUCUUGUUUUCUAACUAGGCUAAUCAUUUUCUAAAAACUCUAAUUGUAUUGAUUUCCUAAAAAGCUUUUAGGGCCAUAAACAUGUUUAUAUACAAAACAUGUUUAUAUACAUGUUAAUUACACAAAAAUAUUUAUGUAAUUGUACAGAAAACCUUUUAGAUAUUCAAAGUGUCAGAAUUUUUUUUGUCAGAUAAGAACAAUUCCUACUUCAAAAACGUUCCAUGCUAUGUUAGAAUAAAGUUUCUUUUUGUUCAUCAAA
Miniopterus natalensis is the source of this 7147-nucleotide messenger RNA. RefSeq names its product ATPase copper transporting beta (gene ATP7B). The record is from RefSeq and is a predicted model, not a curated record. Gene Ontology annotation, biological process: copper ion import; copper ion export; intracellular copper ion homeostasis. NCBI's taxonomy places the organism in Eukaryota, Metazoa, Chordata, Mammalia, Chiroptera, Miniopteridae. Gene Ontology annotation, cellular component: trans-Golgi network; plasma membrane. Gene Ontology annotation, molecular function: ATP hydrolysis activity; copper ion binding; P-type divalent copper transporter activity.